AAACAAAAGGAGACGCAAGACGCAUGCGUUAGUGAGUCCCGGAUUCUGGUGGGUUCUUCCGCUCAGACCUGGGGAAGCACUUCCGGGUCGCCGCCGGCUGCCGGUUCUUGGCGCGAUGAGGAAACUGAGGCCCAGAGAGGUUAAGUGUAUUGGCCAAAAUCAAAGAGCUAGUAAGUGAUGGAGCCAGGACUCAAACUCAGCUUAGGAGCCAUGUCCACCUUGUUCCCUUCACUCUUCCCUCGUGUGACUGAGACACUGUGGUUUAAUCUGGACCGACCCUGUGUGGAGGAGACAGAGCUGCAGCAGCAGGAGCAGCAGCAUCAGGCCUGGCUCCAAAGCAUCGCAGAGAAAGACAACAACCUGGUACCUAUUGGCAAGCCGGCCUCAGAGCACUACGAUGAUGAGGAAGAAGAGGAUGAUGAAGAUGAUGAGGACAGUGAAGAGGAUUCCGAAGAUGAUGAGGACAUGCAGGACAUGGAUGAGAUGAAUGACUAUAAUGAGUCACCUGAUGAUGGAGAGGUCAAUGAGGUGGACAUGGAAGGCAACGAACAGGAUCAGGACCAGUGGAUGAUCUAGGUAGACAAGCCAAGGUGGCCUCAGAGUGAUUCCAGACCACCCCAACCUAUUUUGAAUCUACAGCCUCAGCCCCUCAGCCUGCAGAACCAGCUUGUGGCUGUAGUGCCUAAAGCUUUCCCUUAGGCACUGUCUCAGCUACUGCCAGGACAAGGUCUCCUUGGGCCCUUCCAGGCCAUGAGUCUUCCCUUGAAUCAUCCCAUCUUCCUGGCUGGUACCUCACUCCUUGGUUGCCAGGUGUGGUCCCUUUCUAGCCCUCUUUAAUAAAGACACAGGACUGAUUGUUUCCCCAAUGUCUAUUCCCUGUUUGUUGGUGGGACCCAGAGUUCAGAAUCAUUUCUUGGACAUUGGGACGGGGUUAUGUAAGGACUCUCAAGCAAACCUCAUGGACCACGUUGGCCAGGAUCAGAGCCCCGGUUUCUGUGAUUGGUAAUUCUUAUGGCCUAUCUUGUACCCAGAUGUUCCUACAGGGCCUCAGUGUCUGCAGCUGCCUCCUAUCUCAUCUGAAUCUCAUAGCUGUGAGGCUCUGGGCUUCUGCCAACCAGAUGUCUUUUUGUUGUUUUUAUUUAUGUUAUGCUUAAAAGUGUUUUGUCUGUCUGUAUGUAUAUCACAUGUGUGCCUGUGCUAUGUGAGUGCUGGGAAUCGGACCUAGGUCCUUUAGGUUGGGAGCGUCUGGCAGUGCUCUUAACCGUUGAACUAUCUCUCCAGCCCCUUCAGCCAGCUGUCUCAGUUUUAAGAGUAAACUGAAUCUCAGAGGAGGGAAGGAUUCACUUGGAGGGAACAAUCAAUAACUAAGUUGACAGCUCAAGCCUCUUGCUUCCGGUUCCUGAUUUUCUAUGAGGGGACUUUGUAGGACCAAGAAGGCUAAUAGAAUUUGACACUUCAGAUUAGUAUGGAGGUUGGAGGGGGACAAAGUUAAAAAGAAUGCCUCCCCAGCCUGACCAUAUCAUGUGUUGGAUACUAGACAGAAAGGGAAAUGAGAUAUUCUGAGGUCUGCUUGAGUGGGGUUGGGAUUGUAUUAGUAAAUAUCUCAGGUCCUGGACCUCAGCCGGGUCCAGUAUAGGUGAGUUGGGCUAUGCCAUCUUUAAUGGCAGGGAAGUCUGGGAGGCUGGUGUGGUGGAGGCGGUAGCGAUAGCGACCACAGCUCUUGGUGUACUGUAGGAAACGGGGUGCACCAGGAAAAAGCACAUGGUCAGCCAAUACAGUGGCGCCGUGUGGGAGCAGAGCAUGGGCCUCCAGUAGCUGCAGAUCUCUUAAGUAAUAUCGAGGCCGGUGUGCCAGGAGCACCAGAUCUGCACGAUUCAGCUGGUGCUGAGCUCUUAGGCGUGGGAUCACUUCCUCUGAGCUGCCUGCAAUGAGCUCCACCUGUGGGGAAAGCCAUAGCUGGAGGUGAGGAGAACUGCUUUUCCACUCUAGACCCCACCAGGAUCUGGCUGAUUUAUGCCAGGUAUUAAUCUAGGCCUUCACAAGUUUCUCACGUUUCCUCUGACCUCAGAAAUCCAGUAGUCAGUCUCAGUAUUGUAAUUCUAUUGUGUGCCCAUGAAAAGGCUGAGAAUCAGAGGCUGUGUGUUUCCCCUGGGGUCACAUGACUAACCAAAGACUAAGAUUUGGACUCAGACUUGCUGAGCUAUGGAGAGCUUCCUUUUAGCUGCUGGUUUUGUAAUCCCGCAGGAAGUAAGUGCAAAAGACUUGGGAUUGGGAGUAGGAGCAGCAUGCCCUCCAGGAUGCCAGCUGCCUGAGUGGAGCUGCUUCCUUGAAUGGGAGUCCCUCAUGAAAGAGGCCUGGUCUGAGCAAUUCCUGGGAUAGCUGAAGAGAUCAGCUUUGGGGCGAUAGGGGCUGACCAUUUGCUCAUCGAAGCCUGCCAGCCGGAUGACUUUUUCAGCCACUGCUGCUGUACGUGAGUCCCGCUCCACAGUGAGAAGGCGACUUCCAGGGGGCAAGGCUCUCGCAAUAAGCAGUGUGGAGUAUCCACAGUAGGUGCCCAGCUCCAGCACACAAGCAGGGGCCUUCUCUUCCACCAGCCGCAUCAGAAUCUGACCUAUGGGGCAAGAUGGCUAUUUUAGAAGACAUUCAAAACAGGUGUGCCCAGAAUCAAACAUGCUGUGCUUUCUGAAUGUUGUAUUUAUAUAUGAGGCUGACAGGCUGCUUUUGCCUUUUCCCACACCUAUCUCCAUCCACCUGGCCAACUUGAAGUGAAGUCUUCUAGACUCAGUUUAGAUGUUCCUUCCUCCAGGAGGGCCCAGGCGAAAUAUCCACCCUACAGGUUCCCGAGACAUUUUCAGUUUUAUACUCAAAUGCACUUCCCUAUUGCUGAUUGUUUGAUUUGGGAAUUGAAUAAAUCUCUUAAUACUUAGAAGUACUUGUGCUGUCUCAGCAGACAGCUCUCCUGAGUUGGUUGUGGAAGCCUCUUUGGUAGGGAAGAAAGUCUAGAAGAGAUAAUUACAAAGCUCUGAGUUAUGACUAUUCCCCUAUGUUAUGAUCUCUUUGAGGCCAGCAUUUGUGGCUGGUUACCCUCUGUGAUCUCUGCCUCCCUCAGCACCUGGUGCAAAAGAGUGGCAAUAAAUGUCUGCUGGAUAACUGAA
This is a messenger RNA of Mus caroli (Ryukyu mouse), 3155 nucleotides long. RefSeq names its product anaphase promoting complex subunit 15 (gene Anapc15). Gene Ontology annotation, cellular component: anaphase-promoting complex. Gene Ontology annotation, biological process: regulation of mitotic cell cycle spindle assembly checkpoint. NCBI's taxonomy places the organism in Eukaryota, Metazoa, Chordata, Mammalia, Rodentia, Muridae. The record is from RefSeq and is a predicted model, not a curated record.